This is a messenger RNA of Orbicella faveolata, 4028 nucleotides long. RefSeq lists its product as uncharacterized. Gene Ontology annotation, biological process: regulation of transcription by RNA polymerase II. Gene Ontology annotation, molecular function: RNA polymerase II cis-regulatory region sequence-specific DNA binding; DNA-binding transcription factor activity, RNA polymerase II-specific. Lineage: Eukaryota; Metazoa; Cnidaria; Anthozoa; Scleractinia; Merulinidae. The record is from RefSeq and is a predicted model, not a curated record. Gene Ontology annotation, cellular component: nucleus.
AUUUUCAUGUUUUGUUUGUUGAGCAUUGAGCUAAAACCAAUGUGGGAGUGCGUCUGAAAGUAAUGUACAGUAAUAUUUUCUCACAAAGAGAAGUAUUGUUUAGAUGGCUAAAAGUAGAUUGCUGGCGUGGGAGACCUAUUGUUUCCCAACCCUCUGUUUAUUUUUGUUUUUAUUUACGGGUGCCAAUUACGUGACGUCACGCUGCAAAGCGAGGCUUUGUUUGGGCUAAAAGUAAAUUCAUCAACAACAAACGCGACAGAAUUGUUUAGCAGCGAAAAUUAACAAUAUUCUUUAUCGUUGUCUCCGGCGAUCUCGGAAAAGUUUUCCAUUUUAUUUUGCUGGAAAUCGAAGAAAAACCCCCUGUAACCUUGGAUGGUACGGACAGUCCUUCUAACUGAUGUGACUCGACCCUCAUUCAUUGAUAUUUCGACGCGGCAUUGUCAGAGCCUUUAACGCUGUCGGAUCGUCGAAGCAAUAGGGCUGCCAGUUGAGGCUUGCAACAUCUUCCGUGAAGCGACUCGCCGAUGGCUAAUAAAUCAAGUGAAAACGACGUGACUGUCGUAUCUUCAGCAUCCCGAGCAGUAAGUAUUGGAGUAUCUUCACCAGCAAAAAGUCCAGGAAGACCAUUAAACGUGGACCUCACAACUAAAGGAGCUCAAGAAUCAUGCAGCUCUGCCAACUGUGCAUGUGCAGCACAAACCCCUCACAAAAUCAAUCAGCAUAACAAACAUGUCACAAAUUCUUCUCCAAACUGCUGCUGCAAUCGAGAAGUUCACUUGCCUGGUAUGGUCUACCAGCAUGUCACACCAACUGUAGCAAAUGUUGUGGUUGACACUUCUAACUCCACUAGCCAAGACUCUAAAGUGACACCUAAGCAUGGAGGUGUUCACUAUUGCUCCAGCUGUCCUCCUGGGCCACAUACACAUCAUGUUUAUUCGCCUGCCAACUGUCAUCCACAGCAGCCUGCAUUCAUGGAUCACACUCAUUGUGGAUGCCAACCAGGGUUUGUUGAUGGUGGACAUUUCCACUUCCCUCACCAACAGACUCCACCUAGACCUGUCACUGUUAUGGCGCAUCCACCACCACUACUACUACGACCUGUUCAACCACAACAUAUGCAACAGCAUCAGGCAAUAUUAGAGCAAGAACUUCGACCAUAUUUUGAUGGCAAAUGGAAAGGCCUUGGAGAUCCUCACCUGUCUAGCUAUGGAGGAAGACCACAGCCACCAGAAGGAUCAGUGGCAACAGGAGCAUUCAUUAGUGAAGCUCACACAGCUCAGCACCAUCCACUGUUUCAUCACAAUAUCUGCCAGUGGCCUGGAUGUGAGGCUUUCUGUGAGAAUUUCCAACAGUUUUUACAUCACCUUAAUACUGACCAUGCACUGGAUGAACGGAGUACUGCUCAAGCACGAGUACAAAUGCAAGUUGUAAUGCAUCUGGAAUUUCAGAUGAACAAAGAACGUGAGAGGUUGUCAGCGAUGAUGAAUCACCUACAUACUCCCAAGGUUGCUCAACAUACACCAAACACAAACCCUGACCUUGAGGACGAGGAACACCAGCAUGUGCCUCACUCCCAAGCACAGCCUCAACUUCAUGUUGCAACUCCCCAACAUCCUCAUAUGCCUUCUCUAGAAGAUAUCCCACCAGCCCAGCAAUCUCCAACUCUACAGAGUAGACAAGAGAUGCCUAUGUCACCUGAAAGUCCGCCGCCGACAAUGGGGAGCCCAGGCAGAAAACAUUCCAUCACUCCGCCGCCCAACAUCACAGUUCAUGACAUCAACAGCCAAAGUGACAUGACAGUCAUUGCAACACCAUCUUGUCACAUGAUGGAGGACAAGCCGGUUCACCAGAAAAGAAGAAAUGGAGAUCCUGAUGGGAUAGCUUUAGGUAAGUCACUCAGCAUGUUGCUGGUGUGUCUUCCCCUGAGAAAAGAUAUGUUGAUCACCUCAAUUUACUAUUCGCAGGCUAUUUUGGACGCACCCGAGCAACAGCUUACCUUAAACGAGAUCUACUCCUGGUUUAUUCACAAGUUUGCUUACUUCAGGAGAAACGCGGCCACAUGGAAGGCUAUUUUGGACGCACCCGAGCAACAGCUUACCUUAAACGAGAUCUACUCCUGGUUUAUUCACAAGUUUGCUUACUUCAGGAGAAACGCGGCCACAUGGAAGAACGCUGUACGCCAUAACUUGUCUCUUCACAAAUGUUUUGUGAGGAAAGAGAACGUGAAGGGAGCUGUGUGGAUUGUGGACGAAGACGAGUACAUGAAACGACGGCCCCAGUCGAAGGUCAUCCAUAGCACCUCCAGGAUGAUGAAACAGGAACGAGACCGCCUGAUGCAACAAGGAGCCUUAGGGGGACUCCCCACACAGGUAAACCUGCUUCCUGUAGCGGCUUCCAAUUCCAAUACACCCAGUGAGGAUGAAGGCUCUGGACAGGAUGACAUCCGCAAAAGGGGUUCGGAGUCGGACACUGGGGACGAAAUGCCGGCCCAAAAGCGCCGAACUCUGAGAGACGGAGAGGAGGUGGAGGGCGUGGUCAGUGGUAUCACUAAACUGGUGGAGUUUUGCUCUAAAGAUAUCAAUAGCCAACUCUCUCAGUCUCAAGUACAAGUUAAGCUAGAGCCUCCAGAAGACGGACCAAUCAUAGCGCUGAACGGUGACAGUGAGCCUGGAGACGACCAUUACGAUUCUACAGGCGUGAACGGAGACAGCUUCAUGGAGACUGGGAUUGAUAUUGUCAGGAGAAAAGAUAUGUUGAUCACCUCAAUUUACUAUUCGCAGGCUAUUUUGGACGCACCCGAGCAACAGCUUACCUUAAACGAGAUCUACUCCUGGUUUAUUCACAAGUUUGCUUACUUCAGGAGAAACGCGGCCACAUGGAAGAACGCUGUACGCCAUAACUUGUCUCUUCACAAAUGUUUUGUGAGGAAAGAGAACGUGAAGGGAGCUGUGUGGAUUGUGGACGAAGACGAGUACAUGAAACGACGGCCCCAGUCGAAGGUCAUCCAUAGCACCUCCAGGAUGAUGAAACAGGAACGAGACCGCCUGAUGCAACAAGGAGCCUUAGGGGGACUCCCCACACAGGUAAACCUGCUUCCUGUAGCGGCUUCCAAUUCCAAUACACCCAGUGAGGAUGAAGGCUCUGGACAGGAUGACAUCCGCAAAAGGGGUUCGGAGUCGGACACUGGGGACGAAAUGCCGGCCCAAAAGCGCCGAACUCUGAGAGACGGAGAGGAGGUGGAGGGCGUGGUCAGUGGUAUCACUAAACUGGUGGAGUUUUGCUCUAAAGAUAUCAAUAGCCAACUCUCUCAGUCUCAAGUACAAGUUAAGCUAGAGCCUCCAGAAGACGGACCAAUCAUAGCGCUGAACGGUGACAGUGAGCCUGGAGACGACCAUUACGAUUCUACAGGCGUGAACGGAGACAGCUUCAUGGAGACUGGGACCCCGAAGUUGAUUACGGAGUGCCGCAUGAGAACGAACUACAAUCGACGUACCAUGACUGGAGGACAAGUUGAACUGACCGCGCUUGCGCAGUAAAAAACGAAGACCCGAGUGUUAAUGCUGUGAAUGAAAAAAGUGAACACAAUGUUGAUAUCGGUGUGAUGAAGAUAUUUAAGGUGGCAAUCAACCCCAUUGUGAUUAAAUCUGUUCAGAUAUAAAUGUUUUGCAAUUGUCUAGGUAAUGAGGUCAAGAAGUUAGAGAAAGAACAGCGAUAGCAGAAAAAUUAUGAAUUAAGUUAAGUUCGAUGUAGACAAAAAUGACACGAUUUUUAUUAUAUUUAAGGCGAGGAACGUUUAAAACAUUUUUUACUGUCAAAGACAACAAUGAGCAUGAAGAAUAAUAGGAUAAUUAAGAUAUUGUUUUAAUGAGCCAAUGCAGGUAUUUCACAAUCUUUACCAAACCAAACAUCUGAACCUACAACUGCAGUGUGAUGAUACAGCAGCCUUACAGUGGAAAUCUCUGUGAUCACAUUUUACCCUUUCUGUCUCAAGCUACAUUAUGUAGAGAAAUAAAUUCUUCCUAUAGUGA